Molecule: messenger RNA, 948 nt
Organism: Carassius auratus (goldfish)
Lineage: Eukaryota; Metazoa; Chordata; Actinopteri; Cypriniformes; Cyprinidae
Product: neurexin-2-like
Exons: 2
Coding region: 114-869 (251 amino acids)
Source: RefSeq, a predicted model, not a curated record
AUUGAACGACUGGCCUUGGCCUUGUCUGCGAUCGUAGUCAAAGAGAAACUCUGAGUGCUAUCUCAGCUCUGUCGAGAGCAGGUUUCUGAGCUUGUAUUAUUGGGGUGGGUGAAAUGCAGUCCGGGUGCUGGUCCUCUCUCUGGCCCCUGUGGCCCUUGCUGUUGGCCGGACUCUUUCUGUCGGCUGGGGCCCUGGAGUUUGGCGGAGCCCCGGGGCAGUGGGCUCGCUACGCCCGCUGGGAGGCCGGUUCCAUCGGGGAGCUCAGCUUUAGCCUGAAGACCAACGUGAGCAAGGCACUGGUUCUGUACCUGGACGACGGUGGGAACUGUGACUUUCUGGAGCUGAUCAUCGGCGGCGGACACCUGCAGCUGCGCUUCGCCAUCCACUGUGCCGAGCCGGCCGCCCUCCAGAUGGAGACCCGUGUCAACGAUGACCGCUGGCACAUGGUGCUGCUCACUCGCAACUACCGCGAGACCAUGCUGAUGGUGGACGGGGAGACCAAAGUGGCGGAGGUGCGUUCCAAGCGCAAGGAGAUGGCGGUCGUCAGCGACCUGUUCGUGGGGGGCAUCCCACCGGAUGUGCGUCUCUCCGCGCUCACGUCCAGCACGGUCAAGUACGAGCCUCCGUUCAUGGGUUUGAUCUCCAAUCUGAAGGUGGGCGAGAUGCCUCCCACUCUUCUCAACAGCAACGGCAUUCAUAACGAUCUGGAGUAUCUGUGCGUCAAGCAGAACCCCUGCCUCAACGGAGGAUACUGCAGCGUCCAGUUCGGCGAGGUCCACUGCGACUGCUCCCACACACGCUUCCGAGGGAAAUACUGCAAAGAAGAAGAGUACGCGGUGGAAGGUAAGCGGCUGAUUAAUAACAGUUAAUGAAGCUGUGUGAUGGUGAGGAUUGGUGUCGGCCGCAGCCAGGCCGCUCUCAGAUUGGACUGCGGUUUUGGCGACUUCU